GUGUCUUGAUUCUCGUAGGCUCUGUGGUGUCGUGGUGGCUGUAUGUUGGAGAUCGUGGGUGGGUGGAGAGGAUGGUUAUUGGUCUCUAUCUAGUACUCAAAACUUCUUCGCAGUUGUCUGAUUUGGGCAUAUUUGCUGUCUACGUCUUGCUGUUGAUGGGAGGAGCUGCGAGAUCGGGGGUCCGCGAGUACAAAUUAUCAGCUGUGUUCUGUGGCCGCAGCUUCGACCUUGGUGACGCAGAUAUCGGGGCGAUGAAGGUAGGACGUAGAACAAGUUAUUUACUUUCUUGCUAUCUAGGGAUAUGUAUGCUCCGUAACCAUAACGCAAAAUCUAGGUGAUAUUCUAUAGCCUUCAUCAGUCUGGAUCACAUAUAUGAGAGGUCCUGUAAUUAGUCAUUUCAUCUAGUAAACGAAAAUGAUACAUAGACUCUUAUACUGAGUUUAAAGUCCUAUUGGCAUGUAGAG
Molecule: messenger RNA, 464 nt
Organism: Annulohypoxylon truncatum
Lineage: Eukaryota; Fungi; Ascomycota; Sordariomycetes; Xylariales; Hypoxylaceae
Exons: 1
Source: RefSeq, a predicted model, not a curated record